This is a messenger RNA of Homo sapiens (human), 1559 nucleotides long. RefSeq lists its product as uncharacterized. NCBI's taxonomy places the organism in Eukaryota, Metazoa, Chordata, Mammalia, Primates, Hominidae. Bases 1 to 1125 code for a protein of 374 amino acids. The record is from RefSeq and is a predicted model, not a curated record. The transcript is spliced from 5 exons.
AUGCAGAAUAAAGCCAAAAAAACAGAAUUCUCCAAGUGUCAAGCAAAAACACAUACUUUGCACACGUUUCUCGAGGUCCAGCCCGAAAGCCUGCGCCCUGGGCGUCCCUGCUUCGGCCCCCAGAGGGGGGUGCGCUGCUCGCUCCCCUCGCUCCACCUCCCGCGUAGCCUGCGGGCCCCUGGCGGCCCAGGGCAUGGGGCAGAGACGCCAUGCCGGCUGAUACACACGCCCGGAGGAGCUUGCCCGGGUUUCCUGCUUCCUGGUCGCUCGCGCUCGCCUCCCCGCCGCCUCGCCUCCCCUCGAGCAGCCUCCGCACCCCGUUCUUUCACUCCUCGGCGCGUGAGCUCCUGGCAGCCUCACCCUUUUGCACAUGACGCGCCUCCCCGGGUCUCCCGCAGGCAGGCCUCGCUCCUCCCUCCGCCAGGCCUGCCCGGGAGGCCUCGACCCGGCGAGGUGACCCGCCCCAGGGUCGCCGGCGCGAGGACGAGGCUGGCGGUGCGCUGCUUCCUCAGAGCCGCUUCCUCAGAGCCGGCUGCGGCGGGCCCGGGCGGGAACCACGGAGCCCAGUGCACCAGCCUCCUCGGUGCUACCGCGGGACACAGAGGAAACAGGAACAGCUGGUUUCUGUGGGCAGGCCCCGGGCUGGAACUAGAGCCAGGGUGCGGCCGGCGGGGGACAGGGAAAGAGAUCACAGCGAAGACCCAGAAGAAACAAAAGGCAAGCGAAUAUUUUUAUAUCCAACUGCCUACUGGACACCAACCACGUGGACAAGUCCUGGUUGCCUCAAACUCAACAUGUUCAAAGCUGAAUACAUCACCUGCUCUCCCAAAUAUGCUCCUCUCCUGCUGUUCCCAAAAUCAGAAAAUGGCUUCACGAUCAGCUCAGUCAUCUCAAGAGCAAAUGCUGAGAGUCACCCUUGAAUCCUUCUGUUGCCUCCACAUUCAAACCAUCACCAUAUCCUUGAUUUCUCUACUGUAUAUUUUUCAUAUGUGUCCACUUCUUUCCAUCUGCACUCUCAUUAGUGAAGGCCACCAACAUCUCUCAUCUGAAUGCCUGCAAUACCUCCUCACAGGUCACCAGGCAUCUAGUUUUGCCCCUGUCCUGCCCUUCCCUCAUCUAGAGUGAAGCCAGUAGGAACCUUCCAAAAUGAAAAUCUGAUUAAGUCACUUCUUUGCUUAAAACUUUUUUAUGGUUUCACAGCCCAUGAAAAUAGUAUCCAAUGUCUUUAAGUGCAUUGCAAAACUCUUCAAGGCCUCCCUCUCCAAUCCUUCUAGUCCUCCCUCCCCAGUUUCAUCACUCAUUAUAUACCCCAUAACCUUUAUGCCAGAGUUGUCAUGAACCUCCUCCCAUUCCUUCAGUAUUUUAUGUCUUUUUGCCUUCAGGUCUUUACACAUGUUGUUCCUUCAUAUUGAAAUAUUCUUUCCUCUCCCCAUUGCCUGGUAGAUUAACUCCUGUUUAUCCUUCAGAUGUCAGCCUUAAUGUCACUCUCUCAAGGUGAACAUCCCUGAAUUCUCUGAUGCAUUACAUAGGAUACCGUUUUUAUUCUGCCAUUGUAUGUG